Molecule: messenger RNA, 1269 nt
Organism: Aspergillus heteromorphus CBS 117.55
Lineage: Eukaryota; Fungi; Ascomycota; Eurotiomycetes; Eurotiales; Aspergillaceae
Exons: 5
Coding region: 1-1269 (422 amino acids)
Source: RefSeq, a predicted model, not a curated record
AUGGACCCUCACUCUCAUUUCGUGCGAUCCGACGAUGGGCAUGGCCCGUAUGUGUCCGCCCGAGGCGAUCGAGCGUUGGCAACCAGUAUCGUCUUCACCAGCCUGGCAACCAUUUUCGUGUCCGCUCGUAUCUACACGCGGGCCAAAUUGAUGCGCCGCAUGGAGCCCAAUGACUGGAUGAUCUUGCUUGCCUUGUCUCUCUCUUUUGUCUUCAUGGGCCUAUUCAUUGUUGAAUCCAGGACUGGAAUGGGCAUGCACAUGGCCGAUAUUCCUCCGUCCAUCCUCACACAGCAGAUGAAGGCGUUCUGGCUCACCAUCCCGUUCUACAACGCCGCAUUGCUGCUCGCCAAAGCGUCGAUCCUGAUGCAGUAUUUCCGUGUCUUCCCCACCCGUCGCAUGCGUCGCAUCUGCUGGGUCAUGAUCGGCAUGCUCGCUACCUAUGGCUCCUGGGCGGUCCUGAGCGCCUUUCUCAACUGCAUCCCCGUGUCCAAAUUCUGGGACCCGACAGUGGAGGGAUACUGUUUGAACAUGGAAGGCCUGUGGUUCUCGAACGCGUCCAUGCACAUUGCCACGGACAUUGCGAUUCUCCUCAUCCCCAUCCCAGCCAUGUGGGGACUGGAGCUGCCGCGGAAACAGAAGAUGGCUUUGAUAUCUAUCUUCGCUUUGGGUGGAUUCGUCUGUGUGACCAGCGUGUGCCGCCUCGUUUCGUUGAAGACGAUCGCCGACUCUUCGGACCCUACCUACGACAAUGUCGGUGCCGCGUCCUGGUCUGCCAUCGAAUGCAACACCGGAAUCAUCUGCGCCUGUCUCCCCACCCUGCGGCCUCUGGUGUCGCAUUUCCUCCCACACCUGCUCUCGACCUUGAGUGGCGGCCGCACCUAUGGCCAGGCCUAUGGCCACCCUGCCUCCACCAACAGCCAGACCCCGACCUUCUGGGACGGCAACGGCACCGUCACCACCACGAUCACCACAAACAUGGAGGAUCUGGAGUUCGCGCAUUGCCCCGGCGACGCCGACCGCUAUCUGACGCUUGUUCCGGGCCACGAGAUCGGCGGAAAGGGGAAGCUCAUGGUGCGCGAAACCAGCAGCAAUGCGGAGGAACUCCACGCGGCGGCGCGGGUCGAGCCUCGCGAAAUGGCCCGUUACCUUGAUCUACCUACACCCAGUCAGAAGCGUAGGAUCUCCACCUUCCUCUUAUACUUGCUUAUAUUAUAUUAUAUCCCCGUCACGGGCCACGGCACUAUAUCCAUCCUGCCCCUCGUUCCUUAG